Messenger RNA from Boeremia exigua, 1447 nucleotides. Its product is annotated as PhoD-like phosphatase-domain-containing protein. Bases 29 to 1126 code for a protein of 365 amino acids. Lineage: Eukaryota; Fungi; Ascomycota; Dothideomycetes; Pleosporales; Didymellaceae. The record is from RefSeq and is a predicted model, not a curated record. The transcript has 3 exons.
GACCAGACUUGCACAGUAUCGCAGUGACAUGGAUCUACAGACAGCGCAUGGAAAGUUUCCAUUUAUCACAGUCUGGGAUGACCACGAGAUCGCCAACAACAAUUGGCGGGAUGGUUCCAGCACAAUGAACAACACCGAGGAGUCAUUCAAUGAGUUUGGUGGCAUCUCAUUCGACCAGCGAAAAAUGAAUGCGGUUCGAGCUUAUUUUGAGUGGAUGCCUCUACGCCAAAUUGACAUGGACGACAAUCUUCGCAUCUGGCGAAGCUUCCAGCUGGGUAAGUUACUUGAUCUUGUCAUGCUCGAUACGCGCAGCUAUGACCGAAGCAUCACUCGUGUUGGAUGGAAUGACGAAUACGUAUACAAGAUCUCUAACGAUGCUGGCCGUUCGAUAAUGGGUUCACAUCAAGAGAACUGGUUCUUCCGCCAACUAUCUGAGUCCAAAGCUCGAGGCGCGGCAUGGCGUGUCAUCGGCAACCAAAUGAUCUUUUCCCACAUCAACAGGACCGGGGAAGGUGAACGCGACAUUCCUGUUGACGUAGAUGCCUGGGACGGAUACGUUGCAAGCCGAAACCGCACACUUCAACACCUUUACAGUAAUAAUAUCGACAAUACCAUCAUGCUGGCUGGUGACUCUCACCAAAACUGGGUGUCUGAUCUAGUUUGGCUUGAUAGCAUCGAGUACAAUCCUGCAACAGGCGCUGGAGCUAUUGGUGUCGAGUUCGCAGUGACCGGGACGACCAGUAAUGGGCUCGAUGGGCCUAUUGCAGAGACUGAACGGAUUAGCGAGGCUUUCGUGCGCGACAACGAAGAACUCCUUUGGCAAGAAGGAUACUAUCGUGGAUACACUGAGUUGCACAUUUCCCCUGAAAAGAUCGAAUCUCAGUAUUGGGGCUGUCCAACGAUCGCAAAUCGUAACGCGUUUGAGAUCUCCCUGGCAAACUUCACGGUUAAUGCUGGAGACAAUCACGUCGCGCGUCCCGUUGCCGAUGGUGUAGUCGAAGCGGGAGCUAUUGCAGAAGGCCACGGUGAGGUCCGGGCUACCAAUCUAACCAAGGAUCUAGAGACCGGCGAGUGGUCGAUCCAUGCUUUCGACACCAUGUUCUUGGAGUGGGCGUUGGAGUGGUGAGGGGUACAUUGAUGUUGGAGCAGCUAAAAUAAUACGUGCGAUGGAGUUCCUGGCUCGAUUAUCGUGUUGGGCAAAAACGAUUGAACGUUGGUUGGGUGCUUCAUGCAGCGACACCAACCUCUCACAUCCUUCACCCUUCCCCUUACCCCCCACCCCCCCAGCACAACCACCAUCACAGGGGCAAAAACGAAGGGCUUGCAUCGGCCGGGAAUCGAACCCGGGGCUAGCCGAAACUGUGCAGUCACUGUGAAGUGAAAUGGCAACGGCUAAUUUUACCACUAAACCACCGAUGCGGUCAGUCUGGUUAUAACUUAUAUGAGA